Molecule: messenger RNA, 1470 nt
Organism: Ilyonectria robusta
Lineage: Eukaryota; Fungi; Ascomycota; Sordariomycetes; Hypocreales; Nectriaceae
Product: major facilitator superfamily domain-containing protein
Exons: 4
Coding region: 1-1470 (489 amino acids)
Biological process (GO): transmembrane transport
Cellular component (GO): membrane
Molecular function (GO): transmembrane transporter activity
Source: RefSeq, a predicted model, not a curated record
AUGAACACAACGGCGAACAUUUGUCAUGACAAGGAAGUGGAAGAGCAGCACAGCAUCCCCGGCCAUGGUCAUGUUUACAUCGACCCGGCAGCCGAAAAAGCCCUCCUCCGCAAGCUCGACAGGUGGAUUAUCCCGCCCGUCAUGCUCCUGUACCUCUUCAGCUUCCUCGACCGCGUCAACAUCGGCAACGCGCGCCUGUACGGCCUCGAAGAGGACCUCGGCAUGGCGGGCAACCAGUAUCAGAUUGCCGUCUCGGUGCUCUUCGUCACGUAUGUCCUCUCCGAACUGCCUUCGAACCUGGUCCUCAAGAAGUUCACCCCCUCGCGAUGGCUUGCCUUCAUCACUGUCGGCUGGGGUCUGGUUGCGACCCUGACCGGCAUCGUGCAGAGCUACCCUGGCCUCAUCGCGUGUCGCCUUAUCCUCGGUGGUCUUGAGGGUGGUCUCUUCCCCGGCCUGACGAUUUAUCUCACCAUGUUCUAUACGAAACGCGAAUACGGCCUCCGAAUCGGUUUCCUCUUCGUCUCCGCUGCCAUUGCCGGCUCUAUGGGCGGUCUCCUCGCCUAUGGUAUCGGGUUCAUGCACGGUGCCGGCGGCCAGAGUGGCUGGCGAUGGAUCCUCAUCAUCGAGGGCAUCCCUACAAUCCUCCUCGGCAUCUCGAUUUGGUGGUGGCUCGCCGACUCGCCCGACACGGCGCACUACCUGACCAUCCAAGAACGCGAGCUUAUCAACCUCCGCAUGCGACAGCAGGUCGGGCAUACAAAGUCCGGUGACGAGAUGCACAAGGAGGACGUAUACGCUGGCCUCAAGGAUUGGAAGAUCUGGCUCUUUGCCCUUGGCCAGUUCGGAGUUGAUGUUAUUCUCUACGGAUUCUCAACUUUCCUGCCCACCAUUAUCCGUGGCCUUGGAGAUUGGAGCAUCGCUCAAGUCCAGGCUCUUACCAUUCCCGUAUAUGCGGUGGGAGCCGUCAGUUACCUCGUUGUUGCCUGGCUUUCCGAUCGAUACCAGCGACGUGCUGUCUUCACAGCCUUUUUCGGCCUCAUUUGCACUGCCGGGUACGCCAUUCUCGUCAGCGAUUCUUCCGGAAGUGUUCGGUACGGUGGCUGCUUCCUCGCCGCUAUGGGAUUAUAUGUCGUGGUUGGCUUGCCCCUCGCCUGGCUUCCUAGCAACAAUCCCCGUUACGGCAAGCGUACAGUUGCAACUGGUCUGCAGGUAACCAUUGGCAACAUGGCUGGAAUUCCCGCUCCUUUCUUGUAUCCGAAAGUCGACGGCCCUCGCUACGUCAAGGGACACGCGAUUUCUAUGGCCUUCAUCGCUAUGGCUUCGGUUAUUUAUCUCAGCUUCUGGGCCUGGUUCCGCCAUUUGAACCAGAGGAAAGCUUCCGGAAAGGAGGAUCAUAGGAUUCAGGGUCUUCGCGAGGAGGAGAUUGAGGAGCUUGGGGAGCAUAACCCUGCAUUUAAGUAUACCUACUAA